Molecule: messenger RNA, 1851 nt
Organism: Amborella trichopoda
Lineage: Eukaryota; Viridiplantae; Streptophyta; Magnoliopsida; Amborellales; Amborellaceae
Cellular component (GO): cytoplasm
Source: RefSeq, a predicted model, not a curated record
CUUCAUUUCUGCGUCACCAUUUCCUUGAAUGAUGGCGGCAUUUCUCUUGCUAACCAGAGCUCCUGCGAAAACCCUAACCCUAAAUUUACUUUUUCUCUCUCCUGCAACUACGAAUAGGCCAUUAAUUCCGUCACGGAUUUCCUCUUCUCUUUACCAUGUAAGGACCUUCAUCAACCCAUCUGGGGUUUCGUCGGGUCCGUCAUCUCUUUGUUAUGACACUAUAUCAUCAAUUAAAUGUAGGGUUUCUCCCUUUCUAUGCCAUGAAAGGGUAGCAACUACAUCUCCAUAUAUGAUUUCUAGGUCUUAUUCCUCAAUAAAAACAUCUAGGGUUUCUACUCUUUCACUGUCUCGGUACUGCCAUGGGAGGACCAUGAUCACAUGGUCUUCUCCAACAUAUGAAGAUGCAGAAGCUGCUUCCAUGCCUUCGCUAGCUGCUGAUUCUCGUAUUCCAGCUACUGUUAUUACUGGAUUCCUCGGCUCUGGAAAGACAACUCUUCUCAACCAUAUUUUAACAGCUCAACAUGGAAAAAGAAUUGCUGUCAUUGAGAAUGAGUUUGGAGAGGUGGAUAUCGAUGGUUCACUGGUUGCUAACCACUCUUCUGUGAACGAGGACAUUAUAAUGGUUAACAAUGGUUGUCUUUGUUGCACCGUGAGAGGUGAUCUUGUCAAGAUGCUCCUGGAGUUAGCCAAGAAAAAGAGGCACCUGUUCGACCACAUUGUUAUAGAAACUACAGGCCUUGCAAAACCAGCUCCUGUUAUUGACACUUUCUGUUCAGAUGAGUUGGUUGCACGGUAUGUUAAGCUUGAUGGUGUUGUCACUUUAGUUGACUGUAAGCAUGCUACGAAGCAUAUGGAUGAGGUAAAACCAAGAUUUGUGGUGAACGAGGCAGUUGAGCAAGUCGCAUACGCUGACAGGCUCAUAUUGAACAAGAUUGAUUUGGUGAGUGAAGAUGACUUGGAGGCAUUGACCACGAGACUCAAGCUUAUCAAUGGGAUGGCUCGAAUUAAACAAGCCAAGUUUGGGGAAGUUGAUGUUGACUUUGUAUUGGGAAUUGGUGGAUAUGAUCUUGACAGGAUAGAAUCUGAAGUUCAAGUUGAUGCUUCUAAUGGGGCACAUCAUCAUGAUCAUGAGCAUGGCAGUGAUCAAAAUGGAGACCAUCACCAUGGCCAUGUCCACGAUUCAACUGUGUCUUCUGUUAGCAUUGUUUCUGAGGGAAACCUGGAUCUUGAUGAGGUCAAUGAUUGGCUUGAAAGACUGGUUGAAGAAAAGGGAGAUGACUUGUACAGGAUGAAGGGUGUUUUGUCCAUUGAGGGAUCAGAUGGACGUUAUGUAUUCCAGGGUGUGCAUUCCAUGUUAGAUGGCGUUCCAUCCAAACCUUGGGGACCUGACGAGAAAAGGAUCAAUAAGCUGGUUUUCAUAGGAAGGAAUUUGGAUGAAACUUUCUUGAGAAAAGGCUUCAAGGGCUGCUUAGAGGAUGGUGCCAUUUACCGACUUGUAUCAAAUGAGGGCGUAUACCAUGAAAGCAUCGUUCUGUUUGGGAGCGUAUACAAUGAAAGCAUCGUUCUGUUUAUGCAGCAACUCACACCUUCCUAAGCCGUCAAAUGUUGCAGGGAUAAUUUAAUCCUUUAAUGAUAGUGUAGGUCUUAUGUAUAUGGGAUUGUAUAUUGGGAAAGGUUUCUAUGCUUCCCAUACAAUAUAGAACUUCUAUCUUCUCUUCAGCAUUCAGCCGUGCCAUUUUGAUCAAGAGAGCCACUAACCGUUUGAUUGUAGAUCCGACAUCUUAAAGUAUUUUAUUUUUAGUUUUUUUAAUACAAAUUAUAUGAAUAUGAAAUUUGAUGCGUGUUAUUUUU